Messenger RNA from Cyclocybe aegerita, 2058 nucleotides. NCBI's taxonomy places the organism in Eukaryota, Fungi, Basidiomycota, Agaricomycetes, Agaricales, Hemipholiotaceae. The record is from the annotation of a GenBank genome assembly.
AUGCCCGCUCUUGAAACUGACGAGUUCGCUAACCUCGUCAACCUCGCCGAUGAAUUCUACGAGCUCGACCGGUCCCUAUUCCCCUUUCGAGCUAUGGGCGGCAAUGAAGUACGAAAAAUAUAUGACCUGCACCCUCUGUGGUUUGACGAAGAGUAUCCAAGCCGACGUGAUCUGCGCGGCAACUACGUCGCAAAUUACAUAUUCCGUCAACUGAAGACACAGGCUAAACAAGCAGAACCUCGUUUUAAAGACCUUACUGCUAUGUUUAACAAGCUUCCUAUGGAAUUGAUUUACGAGAUUUUUGAACAUCUUCAUCCUUUUGACUUGUAUACGAUGAUCCGGACUACGAAAGGCUUGAGAGCAUUUCUACUCAGUCGUAAGGCAUCUGGUGUAUGGGUUGGAUCUUUUGCCCGUCAGCCCAGCAUUCCCUCGUGUCCUUUCGAUCUUUCGUACCCUAAGUGGGUCUCACUAUUGUUUGGCCCGAGUAGAUGUGAUGAAUGUAAUCACCGGGGUGCGAUGAUUGACUUUGCCAUUCGCCGCCGACUUUGUGAUAACUGCAUGGACGACGAGAGUGUUUUUCAUCAGCAUGAAAUGCCCUCCAUCCUGAAAUCCGAGGAAGAGUAUGAGACGUUACAAACGUUGCUCCGAGGGAGCCAUCGAAAUGAUCCCAUUACGUAUCCAGAUCUUGACGAGUACACCGGGGAAUCACGAUAUUUGGAAAGUGAAGUCCUAGAGAGGAGUGUCCAAUUGCGCGAGCAUCUUGAUGCAAUAGGCCAGAAUGUUCCCGGGGCGCAGGACCGGUAUAAACAGUUCAAAUCGGAGACCUCGCGAACCAUCCAAGAACUCGCUGAGCAUGCCAAAACUUGUGAUCAAUACUUUGCGGAAGUGUUUGAAACCAUUGAUAGCGAGUACGAUCUCGUCCUACAGAAUCUUCUGCCUAGGUGGACCGACGCACUGGCCUGUCUGGGACACGACUGUCAAGAUAUUGCACAUGUGCAAAGUCGACUCAAGUGGAUGCUGUAUUAUGAUCAUGUCGACAGGUACAGCGACAAGUUACUCCGGCGAUACCUACGUUGGAUUGAGCCGUCCUUAAACGAGGCCUGGGCAAAUCGGCUGGUGAAGGAACAUGAAGAACGAGUGGUGGAGCGAAGAAGGCUCGUCCUCGAGUUCUACGGCCGUUAUUGUUCCUCAAUAGGCGCUGUAACCCGGCAAUACCUGCCUAAUGUUGAACGAAUCGGCCAACUCAAAAGCAUCUCCAACUUUAUCUACAAUCGUAGCGAAGUCGUUGGGGAUUUCCCGGUCGUCGCUGUUACGAAGGAAACCGAGGAAUUCGUGGAGGCUUGGCUGGCUUUCGGGAAACGCCAUCUGUGCAAUGUUCUAUCUCACACGUCGUUGCCGUCCUCGUCCGGUCUUGCGGACGAGAGGAUGCUGGAGCUUGCGACGGCCGUCUUUUCUUCUCGCCUGAGCCUUGACUCUAGCAUGCCACGAUCAGCAAGUGGCCUAAUCGGAUGGGCCGACGUAGGAAUCUACUUCGACCGUCUUGUUUCUGAUGGUGCUGCCGAUUUCUCGGAGGAAGGUGGAGCUCACAUGUCCGACCUGCAGUUCGAUAAGGAAGGAUACCUGGCUGUGCAGCAUAUCCUCGGGCUAUUGGAAUUGGACGUGGAUUCGACACUGGCGAGUACUGUCGACGCCUUGAAUGAACGUUUCACUUGCACCUAUUGUCCAUUAUUGACCAGCAAGUCGACCUGGAGACCCGUCAUGACUUGGAGAGAAUGUGUCUCACACUUCUUGCACGAAUCUGACCACCAUCAGCAAGGGCCACGAUUUGCUAUUCUUUCUAACGAGCUCAAGAAAUCGGUGUUGUUCCACGAGGCCCCGUUUCCUCCACCCAGCGAACCCCAGUGGUGCUGCAAUCACUGCGGUGAUUCCAUUGCAAAGAGCAGGAUGGAUGUGGUUGCCCAUCUUAAAGCACAGUUUGUGUAUCAUUUUUUACCGGUAGACGCUGAGCUUAUCACUGACGUGGCAGACACUCGAUUUAUCGUCCGGUCUCCAAUGUAG